GGUUGGAACAUCUCCUUUCCAGAGAAGAAGGGCAACAACCUGGUUGCCAUGGCCACUGUGCAGGAUCUGCAAGUGGCUGCCCUGGCUGUGUUGACUUUGCUCGCCUGGCGAGAAGAGACCGUCGGGGCGGAUGGCUUUGAGCAUGCAGGCCAGUUCUCCCUGUACUGGAACCUGACCUCAACGGUCCUUUACCUCCUCCUGGCAGCGGUGCUCAUCUGCGUCGUGUUAGGGGUACUGCAGAGAUUCAACUGGCACGCCAAGUUGAAGCGCCUUUUCUUCCGCUUGGAGGAAGUGCUGCUGCCGAAGCGUCCCCACCAAGUUCGGCAACCUGUGCUGAAGGCUGCCUGGUAA
Messenger RNA from Symbiodinium pilosum, 351 nucleotides. The record is from the annotation of a GenBank genome assembly. Lineage: Eukaryota; Dinophyceae; Suessiales; Symbiodiniaceae.